This is a messenger RNA of Galendromus occidentalis (western predatory mite), 2245 nucleotides long. RefSeq names its product cleft lip and palate transmembrane protein 1 homolog. The record is from RefSeq and is a predicted model, not a curated record. Lineage: Eukaryota; Metazoa; Arthropoda; Arachnida; Mesostigmata; Phytoseiidae. The transcript has a single exon. Gene Ontology annotation, cellular component: endomembrane system; membrane. Bases 132 to 2036 code for a protein of 634 amino acids.
GUCGUUGUCGUCGGCUAUCGGUCGUGUGGUCUCUCGUCAGCUCGUCACCCGUCGUGAGUUCCCAAGGAUUACCAAUCGCGUUUAGAGUCUACCAGUCACGAGACGAGAGCCAUCCCCGUGCAUAGCGCAUCAUGACGGAGGGUCUUCGCGCUCUUGAGCGCGAUCCUCAACAGGAGAAUGCGGUCCAGGAGGCGGCGCAGGAAAUCGUCAACAACGGAAAUGGAACUGAAGGCAAUGAGGAACCGCAACAGCCACCCCCAGCCCAGAACACAGUUGGCUCAAUUUUCAAGGGGCUCGUGAUGAGAGCUCUGAUCGUGUAUUGCAUUAGUUCCUUCUUCAAGCGGGGUACUACAACUCCGGCCUCCGACGGCGUCAACACCUCACUCAACGCGCAGCCAAGUUCGAACAUGUGGGCGAAUGGAACUAUCUUCGAUCUCUACGUCUACGUAUCGGAGGAUGAGAGAGGCAGUGUGCAUUUCCGUAAGCCCGGAGCCCUUCUCUGGAAGCAGGAGGACCUAGCUUACGGCGACUGGACGUCUGGGGAAAACGCGGACGGUAUCCAUUACUUCAGGGGGAACUUCGUCCCCAGUGGAAACAUGUUGAACAAUGGAACCAUAUAUUUCCAUGUGUACACGGUCCUAUCCGGCAAAAGUCCCAAUCCGAGGGCAGCUAAUUUUGAGCGGAAACAUGUCAUACAUCGUGUGAAACAGAUGAAUCGUUACCGCAAAAAAGUUUAUCGGAAGACUCAUAAUCUGCUCACGGGUGAGACCGAGCAGUCUCUGGAAGAUCAACUGAAGGCUGAACAAGCGACGUUCGAAAUCUUAUCGUUCUGGCAUCCGAACAUCACUAUAAACAUCAUCGAUGAUCACUCUUCGUGGACUGAAGGCAAAAUACCGAAACCGCUCGACGAUCAUAUCGAGUUCGACGAAGUAUCCGGAAUGUACUAUCCGGUUCUCUACAUGAACGAUUACUGGAAUCUCAACAGAGAUUACUACCCAAUCAACGAUACUCUGAGCGAAUUACCCGUCUUCAUCACAUUCCAACCCCUGUCGCUGUUCAAAUGGCAAAUAUAUCUCGCGCAGUCGAUGCGGAAUUCAAUGAUGGCCACCGUCAUGGGUGGAGGCACGGGAGGAGGUGGUGAAGACCCCGUGGAAGAUCAAGACGCGCUCAAAGAAGCUCUGAUCGAAACGAAUCCAUAUCUUUUAGGGAUGACAGUUGUAGUCAGUCUGCUGCACUCCGUCUUCGAGUUCCUGGCCUUCAAAAACGACAUUCAGUUCUGGAAGGAGCGGAAAACGCUCGAGGGUCUCUCGGUGCGAUCUGUGUUCUUCAACGUGUUCCAAUCCUUUGUCGUGCUGCUCUACAUCCUCGACAACGACACCAACACCGUGGUGAAAAUCUCAGUUUUCGCCGGGAUGUGUAUCGAGAUAUGGAAGGUGAAAAAAGUUGUUAACGUGCGCGUCGACCGUGAGUCGAGAUCUGUGUUCGGCCUCUUGCCUUUCAAGAUUCACUUUGAAGACAAGGGAACCUACGUGGAGUCGUCGACGAAACAAUACGAUGAGAUGGCUUUCAAAUAUCUAGGAAUAGCGCUGUUUCCUCUAGUCGUGGGCUAUUGCGGCUAUUCGCUCAUGUAUCAUGAACACAAAGGCUGGUAUUCGUUCAGUGUAUCCAUGGUCUACGGUUUCUUGCUGACGUUCGGCUUCAUCAUGAUGACACCGCAGCUUUUCAUCAACUACAAACUCAAAUCUGUCGCUCAUUUGCCCUGGAGGAUGCUCUCAUACAAGUUCUUGAAUACUUUCAUUGACGACAUAUUCGCAUUUGUCAUCAAAAUGCCCAUGAUGUACAGAAUCGGAUGCUUCCGAGACGAUAUCGUUUUCCUCAUCUACUUAUACCAGAGAUGGAUCUACAGAGUCGAUCCCAAACGUGUCAACGAGUUCGGCACCAGUGCCGAGGACAACGACGGUCAGGGAGGCGUUGAACGAGCCCCACAGGACGCCAUCGAGGCCUCUCCUUCUUCGCAGAGACCGAAGCAAGACUGAUUGGAAUGGUCCUUCAUAGCGAAUUGAGACAUGUUGACUCACUUGUUGAUAGUGACAGAGGCGAAGCUGGCGCUGUCAGUCUUCAUCUAUUUAUAAUAUUUUUGAAAGAAUGUAAGGUUCCCUAAUCUAUGUUUGUUUCCGGAAAUUAUUCGAGUUCCUUUAGGAGAGUCAUGUUUUUCUACCGAAACCAAAACGGCGGUCGUUUCGCU